AUGGUAUAUCACAGAAAUGAAGCUAUGGCUAGACUGGUAAAAGUUAUAGGUCCUGUCCCAUUGUGUUUUGAGACUGCUAUCAUAGAAGGUACAUACCUUGCCGUGAAAUACAUGGGAACACAAAAUGGCGGAAAAGGAGGCGUUGUAGUCAAUGCCGGGUCAAUAUCUGGUUUGCGUCCGCACAAUUUAGCCGCUGUAUAUGUCGCAAGCAAGCAUGGAGUUAUUGGAUUCACACGAAGUGUAGCGUUAGAGCCAGACAUGGUAAGAAAUGGAGUUCGUGUUGUUGCUAAAUGUCCGAAUACUGUGGACACAACACUGAUUUCAAUUGCCUUGGAGAAAGGGGUGAAAUACACAAAAGAAUUGAAACAAGAUAUAGCAGGCAGGGCAGUUAAUGCUAAAAGUGUCUUAGAUCAUGAAUGUUGGUCCUCUGAGCGUCUCUACGAUACUACCGAUAAUAACUACGCGAAGAAAAACCACUACGUCAUCAUUGACAAUAAAGUGUAA
Saccoglossus kowalevskii is the source of this 504-nucleotide messenger RNA. Its product is annotated as 15-hydroxyprostaglandin dehydrogenase [NAD(+)]-like. The record is from RefSeq and is a predicted model, not a curated record. Gene Ontology annotation, molecular function: oxidoreductase activity, acting on the CH-OH group of donors, NAD or NADP as acceptor. Gene Ontology annotation, cellular component: cytoplasm. Lineage: Eukaryota; Metazoa; Hemichordata; Enteropneusta; Harrimaniidae.